CACUUUCCUGACAAAUAAAUUAAAAGCAAAAAAUAAGAAGAGAGAAUAAACAAACAGCAAGAAACUAAGAACGCGAAGCAACUAUUGUUACAGAGUUUCAUAUGAUACGUAAGUGACAGCUUUACACGGUUGACGAUCAAACGGAACGAACAUGCAAACGGAACAAGAGUCGGACAUAUCGAUGAGAUUGUCGGCUUUCUUCUUAAGGCACAUUGGCCUAUGGAUAGCUAAUGAUCCCGCGGAUGAACGCCGGAUGAAAAUUAUAUUCACCUACACAGUUUGGAAUUUGAUAUUUGGUAUGAUCGUCUUGAGCAGAGAUUUGUAUUUUACUUGGUUCUACAAUGGCGAUACGCUUUAUGCUCUUGCCAAUACUAUGAGUUUGGUACUGACCUUAGUCAAGGUGUGCGUUAUAGUGAUGCACAAAAAGGAAUUUAUGAAUCUCGUCGUGUACAUGGAACAACAUUUUUUGGCUGUUAAAUACGAUUUUCACGAGAAAGAAAUUUUGAAUGAUUGCAGAAAGAUUUGCGCCCUUUUCAUCUCUAGCGUUACCUCCAUUGGAAUAUGUGCUAUACUAUCUUAUAUAACCACGCCGUUUAUUGCACAAAUUGGAAACAAUGAAUCCACAAGGGAACUUCCAUUUAAUAUGUGGAUAGGUAUUUUGUCGCAAUCUCCUUACUAUGAACUAAUAUUUUUUGCACAGAUUAUGAGUCUAUCUUAUAUAGGAAUCUGCUACUUCUGCUUCGAUAAUGUUUUCUGCGUCAUGGCCAUACACUUGGGCGGUCAAUUUCGCAUACUUCGAUAUAGAUUUUCAGAACUAUGUAACAUAAAAUAUCAGAUAAGCGAGCAAAAUAAGAUGUCGAUACUGACGAAGCAUGUACACAGAACUUACGAGACAUUUAGGAAGUACGUUCAACAACAUCAAGCACUGAUCAAUUAUUACAAUACGCUAGAAAACGUGUACACGGUGAUUAUACUUAUACAGGUGCUGGUAUUUAGCGUGUUAAUUUGCCUGUUCGGUUAUCAAGUGUUAUUGGCUAAUACUAACUCUGCAAGACGUUCUAUUUUCGUCUUUCUCCUAAUCGGCGCGUUGUCCUUAUUGUUUAUGUUCACCUAUAGCUGCGAUGAUGUAAUAGAACACAGUGAUAACGUUGCUAUAGGAGCAUAUUCAGCGCUGUGGACGAUUAUGCCAAUGAACAAACAUGGGAAGAUGCUUCGAAACGAUUUGAUAAUGACAAUAGAGCGCUCCAGGCGAGUCUGCUGUUUGACCGCAAAUGGAUUUUUUCCUGUGUCGCUGGAAACUUAUACUAAGAUUUUGAGUACCGCAAUGUCAUAUUUUACAUUGUUAAGUAACAACGUAACCAAAAAUGAAACAUAAUUAAUAACAAACGUUUCCGAUUAAUUCAGUGGGCACAAUGCGCUUAGAUUGUCUGG
Molecule: messenger RNA, 1431 nt
Organism: Bombus pyrosoma
Lineage: Eukaryota; Metazoa; Arthropoda; Insecta; Hymenoptera; Apidae
Product: odorant receptor 13a-like
Exons: 6
Coding region: 152-1375 (407 amino acids)
Biological process (GO): detection of chemical stimulus involved in sensory perception of smell; sensory perception of smell
Cellular component (GO): plasma membrane
Molecular function (GO): olfactory receptor activity; odorant binding
Source: RefSeq, a predicted model, not a curated record